Molecule: messenger RNA, 1646 nt
Organism: Prunus dulcis (almond)
Lineage: Eukaryota; Viridiplantae; Streptophyta; Magnoliopsida; Rosales; Rosaceae
Product: protein FAR1-RELATED SEQUENCE 5-like
Exons: 4
Coding region: 297-1646 (449 amino acids)
Biological process (GO): regulation of DNA-templated transcription
Source: RefSeq, a predicted model, not a curated record
CGCUACACGUCAACCCCUACAUCUUCUCUGCACUGCAAAACUCAGCCACUUCAUCUUCUCUACUCUACGAAACUCAGCCCCUGCAUAUGGUUUUCUAGUUUGCAUGUUGGUUGCUAGUUCAUCAGGAUAUGAAUAUGGAAAAUAAUUGCAUGGAAGAUGGAGAAGGUGAAACAAGCACUGGCUUGAACAUUUCAGAAGGUGAAAGCAACAAAAAGUCAUCCCAAGCUAUGAAAGGUAAUGAAAAAAUAGAUUUGGUUUGAUCUAGCAUUCGAAAACAACUAAUUCCUGUGAUUGGGAUGGAGUUUGAGACAGAAGACUUAGCAUUUAAAUUUUAUAAUGCAUAUGCAUACAAUAUUGGUUUUAGUAUUAGAAGAAGUAGCUGUCACAAAUUCAAAAGUGGCCAAUUGAGAGACAGGCUUUUUGUUUGCUUUGCUGAAGGUAAGCGUGAAAUUGAUAAGCGUGUUUCUAAUGUGAAAUAUCAUCGUGCUGAGACAAGAUGUGGAUGCUUAGCAAGGAUGAAAAUUGGUUGUCAUUUGAAUGAUAAGUAUCGUGUCAUAGAAUUUGUUUCUGAGCAUAACCAUGUGACUACAAGUCCGUCUAAGACUCAUUUGUUUAGGUCUCAUAGGAAGAUCACUCUUGCACAAAUAGCUGAAGUUGAUAUGGCUGAUAGUUCAGGAAUUGCUCCCAAAGCAGCUCUUGAAUUUUUAAGUAGACAAGCUGGUGGUCGGGAAAGUCUUGGAUUUAUUCCUGAUGAUUACAAGAACUACUUGCAUUCAAAACGAACAAGAGAAAUGAAGUUAGGAGAUACAGGUGGUGUGUUAGAGUAUCUGCAACAAAUGCAAUUGACUGAUCCUAAUUUUUUUUAUGCUAUACAAGUGGAUGAAGAUGAUUUGAUCACUAAUAUUUUUUGGGAUGAUGCGAGGAUGAUGGUAGAUUAUGAUUAUUUUGGUGAUGUAGUAUGUUUUGAUACUACCUAUAGAAAAAAUAAAGAAGGAAGACCUUUUGCAAUGUUUGUUGGUGUCAAUCACCAUAAGCAAACUAUUAUAUUUGGUGCUGCACUAUUAUAUGAUGAGACAAUUCAAACUUUUACGUGGUUGUUUGAUACUUUUGUGAAGGCUAUGUCUGGAAAAAAGCCAAAGAGCAUUCUUACAGACCAAGAUGCAGCAAUGUCUGCAGCAUUAGCUUUAAAAUGGCCAGAAACAUCUCAUCGUUUAUGUAUUUGGCACAUAUAUCAGAAUGCAGCCAAACACCUUAGCGGUGUUUUUGAGAAGUUCAAAGAUUUCAGCAAAGAUUUUAGUAGUUGCAUGUAUGAUUAUGAGGAUGAAGAUGCUUUUCUAAAUGCUUGCAAUAGUAUGCUUGAAAAAUAUACUCUCAUAUUACUACUACCCAGCAGAGUUGAUUCAAUAUGUGUUGAUUCAAUAUGUGUUCCUACUACGAAAGCUGUUCCAGCACCUCCAUCAGAAAUUUCACAGGCACAAUCACCAUUGGAAGGAGAAUUUGGGUUGUUUAGCUCUCAAUUCACAGGUCCCGGGGCCAAAAGUUCUAGUGUUGAAGUAGAUCCACCUUUUCAAUUGACAAGAGUCACCAAGCGUCAUAAUGUUGAAUUUGGGUUGUUUAGCUCUCAAUUGUUGACAAGGGUUCCAUAA